AUGAAAAAUACCACCAUUGAAAAUGAUAAAGGAAAGCGCUACGCCGUUAUUGCAAUUACCUCUUAUUUACUUCUGAUCGUUGGCUGGACCGAUGCUAUAUUCGGAAGUCUCAUUGAGCCACUAGAAGAGUGGUAUGACCUCACCGAACGCACUAUUUCACUUGCUUUUCUUUUCUACGUCGUUGGAAGUAUAACAUCCUCAUACCUUUCUUCAAUAUGUAUACAAAAGUUGGGUAUAAGGUGGUUCAUUAUAUCCAUGACUACCUUAUACUGUGCUGGGGCACUCAUUGAUGCCUUCAAGCCUAUAUUCCCAGCCUACGUAUUUGGUGUAUAUCUCAUGGGAGUCGGUACAGGGUCUAUGCAAACAUCUGCAACUGCAGUGCUUAGCCAUUUUGAAGAUGGUCCUUUGAUGACAUUGGUCUAUUCUAAUAUGGCUUUGGGAUCCGUUAUAUCUCCAUUCAUUAUUGGUGCCUUUUUGCAAUAUGAUAUUGGAUGGCACCACAAUUUCUGGAUCCUCGUUGGAUUUGCAGCAAUAUUGAUUAUAUCCUCUUGGUUUAUUUUCAAGAAUUUCGAUACCCACGAUACAGAGAAGGAUGACUAUACCCUACGGGAGAAAUUACGCAUUGUUUUACCUUCUAAGAAGCUCUGGAUUGGAUUGUUAGCAGAAGCUGGACUAUUGACUACACAAGACAGUUUUUCACAAUGGAUCGCUCCAUAUGUCAAAGAUCUCAAGGGAUUGAGUAACGGUCAACCACAAUAUACAGUUGCAGGCUUUUGGGGUGGAUUGAUGGUUGGUAGAUUAUUGCUGGCUCAUGGAUCAGCCAAAAUAGGUAAACGUAGAUCGUCAGUCACGAUGUAUAUAAUCCUAUGUGCUCUGAUAGCUGGACUAUGGAAGGUGAACAGUCUUGGUGGAACAGUGACUCUAGUUAUACUGAUAGGAUUCUUUUUCGGACCAUUGAUGCCAAACACGCUAUCUAUUGGUGUGGAAUGUUGGUCUAGAGAGUUGAAAAACGCAGCAACAUCAAUAAUUAUGGCUACCUCACUAUUUGGAUCACUGCUUGCACCAUUUGCGUUAUCACAAGCAGCCGAUGAGUUCUCGUUGAAGAUAUUCCCACCAGUCUUGAUAGUUGAAUGUUUCAUUACGGCGAUUAUCGUAUCGUUCACCUUCGUAACACGUCCUAUUAAAGAAGAAGAAGAUAUUUUAAAUUAUAAAUCCACCAAGCCAGAAUCAGUAAGGACGUCAACGGAUUUCGUAUCAGACACAAGCCCAAAGCUUAAGCAACCAGUUUAA
Molecule: messenger RNA, 1290 nt
Organism: Wallemia mellicola CBS 633.66
Lineage: Eukaryota; Fungi; Basidiomycota; Wallemiomycetes; Wallemiales; Wallemiaceae
Product: MFS general substrate transporter
Exons: 7
Coding region: 1-1290 (429 amino acids)
Biological process (GO): transmembrane transport
Cellular component (GO): membrane
Molecular function (GO): transmembrane transporter activity
Source: RefSeq, a predicted model, not a curated record